CCCGAUAGCGAUUUCUCAGUGUGACAGCACCCGUGGUGCAAGGAGACGUCGAGUGUUUACCCCAGUGAGUCUGGUCAAAUCACGCAGCAAGGAUGCCCGAUAGACAGCAGAGAACAGCAUCUCGAAGACACAUUGCGCGCACACUCCCCUAUCGCAACCAUUCACCGUCCUUGGCGGUCGUUAUACCAAAAGCCAAGCGGAACACUCCAGGAUCACACAUAACCAGCCAUGUUGGCAACAGUCCAGACAAUCCAAUUGUGAUACCGGACGACUCGGUUUCAAAACGCGCAACGAUAGCAUCACCCCACUCGACUCUUCUGCGCGUCAAAGAUAUCCCGCACGAAAGCAGUGGACUUACCUGCCCCAUUUGCUGGGAGAACACUGUUGAUGGCCUUGUUGCAGUUGGAUGUGGCCAUGUGUGUCAUCAACAGUGCUUCAGUCAAUAUAUCCGUCAGUAUUUCGAGUCGCGCCUGUUGGCUUCGGGAAAGAUACAGAUCCCGUGUCCAUUGUGCCGAGCCGAUUGUAUUGGGCGGCUGGAGCGAUGUCAAUUCCACCAACCGUUGCAUUUUGUCGUAGUAGCUUAUAGCGUAGCUGUGGGCCGAGCAAAGUACCGUCUUCCGUCUUCCGUCUCUUCCACAGCAGUCCUGGCUCUUCCUGAAGCAAAUCUAAGCAUGAUGACCUUGGCGGCAGUUGUCCUCCUGCUGUGUUCAUCCCGAUCCAUUACUUAAAUCAUUUCACUAAUCCUUUUGUUGAUCAGUCCAUUACCCCGUAAAAGCCAUAUCGGUUUCUUGACGACUCGACUACCUCGUCAAUAUGGGCUUGGAAAGGGACCUUUAAUGUAUCAGCGCUGAUAGCGGCAAACACAGCGCGUUACUGCCUAGAGGGGUGCCAUUUGAGAGUAAGGAUAAUUUUGGUGUGUGCGCGCCUAAAGUUGCUUCCCAAUCAAUGAAGUCCCGAAAC
Messenger RNA from Aspergillus wentii DTO 134E9, 960 nucleotides. RefSeq lists its product as uncharacterized. The record is from RefSeq and is a predicted model, not a curated record. NCBI's taxonomy places the organism in Eukaryota, Fungi, Ascomycota, Eurotiomycetes, Eurotiales, Aspergillaceae. Gene Ontology annotation, molecular function: metal ion binding. The coding region runs from base 93 to 728 and encodes 211 amino acids. The transcript is spliced from 3 exons.